UCGAUUGUGGGUUGAGGGGAGUGUUAGGUAGACGACGUUCGUAUUUGCGUAAAUGUAAUUAAAUUGUUUUUAUUCAGAGAAGAUAUGAUAAAUAACUAAAAACAUUAAAUAAUAUUCGGAAUACGCGUUUAGGUACAAUAAUUGUUGUCAGUGAUUGUUUAUGUUCGUUUAAAAUACAACGCGUUGCAUGUUAUCCCGUUUUUGUUGUACUGAUUAUAGAGAUUACAUUCCUUUUUGUUUUAACUCUGGUCCUUGACAUGGUGUUUUUUUAAAUUAUUGUCUUUGAAACGUGUUACACGAUCAACAUGAAUAGGUAGACCAACAAUCAAUAUCAUGGGUGGUUCGGUGAGCCAAGUUUUUCAAUCUGGCAGUGCACUAUUGAGCAAUGGUCAUGGUCAUAAAGUAACUGAUUCAACUAGACAAAAAGUUCAAACAAUUUUUGACGCCCUGACAGCAAAUCCGAAAAUUGGAGUUCAAAGACUAGAGGGGUUAUUGCUACAAAUUCCAAAAAAUGAAAAUAUACUAGCAAUUCAUGAUGAGGCUGGUUACAACCUAUUACAAAAAUGUGUAGGUGCCAACAACGUGGAAUUGGUCCGUUGGUUACUAGCUAGACACACUGCUGCUGAUGUCAACAGGUUUCCCUGCAGUUUGCCACUUCAUAUAGCUUGCAUGAAAGGUCACGAUGAAUGUGUUGAUCUACUUCUCAAACACGGUGCCAAGAUCGACGUGGAGGCGCGAAUGUGUUGGCCUGGACCCCACAGCAGCAACUGCGAAGAAAGAGGAAAAUAUGCACAAACUAUACAGCAAGAAGAAACGUGCAUCGAAAGGGACAACAGAGAUACAAGACCUUUGAGCAAACUGCAGUCGGCGAUAUACUAUGCAUUGGACGGUGAUCAAGUCAACAUUUUAGUGAUGCUGAUACAAAAAAGUGAAGAUCCCUGGAAUUCAAUGUUCAGAGGAAAGAAACCCUUAUUAUUACACGCUGCAUGCGAACGUAGAGCAUGGAGCUGUACCAGAUUUCUCACCAAUGUCAGGUCAGAAGAAAUACACAUUCUGAAAGAUGAGUAUUAUCCCAUCCAUUACGCCGCUUCCAAUGACCUAAAGUUUUUAGAACUUCUAAUAUCGGCUGGGGCUAACACUACCGUACGAACCACAACUCAGCAAAUGACAUUAUUACACGUCGUUUUAUUAGUGGCGCACAAAUCCGCCGAAGACACAAUAGCCACCGUCCGACUCUUGCUGGAACAUGGCUGCAAGGAACUCAUCAAUACUCCAGAUAGUUUAGGAAACACGCCCUUGCACGCUUUGAUAGUCCGCUACGCGCUAGAAGAAGCACAAUACGGUUACGACAAAUGGAACAAGUGGGAUAUACUGCAUUUGGUGCGGUAUCUCAUCCAGGCCGGUGCCAGACAGUCGAUAAAUCACACAGGGAACUCGGCGGUUGCCUGUGUUCUUAGGCACGUGCGAGAUUGGGACGUUUGUUAUGAGCUACUGAACAUGUUGCUGCAGGAAGGGGGUAAUCCUAACGAAGUCGGCCGUGAUGGAUCAGUUCCAUUGAUGGUUUGUUUGGUACCUUUAAUAAAUAAAGACCCUCUUCACCAUUUUACCCAUAACAUGAAGGUGUGUUACUUGAACUGCAUAAGACUCCUGCUAAAACAAGGCGCCAAUCCAAAUUGCAGUUACCGCGCCAAUCUCACACCUUUACAUGUUCUAGUGUUUACAGUGUCCGAAAACAUAACCCUCAUUUGUGAUGUGCAAAAGCAGACAAACUUUGAAUUUAUCAAGAAUCUCCUCAUAUUAUUGCUGACCUACGGACUCGACCCCAACGUACGGGUCAGCACUCGCACUCAACACAUCCUCCAAUCUUGUAUGGACAUGAUUCAGAACGUCCGUGAUUGCAAGGACAUCCAGUAUGUGUAUGACUUAACCCUAACCUUAAUUCAGUACGGAGCUAAUCCAGAUUUACUGCUCAGUAUGUCUGAAGCAAUAAAAAACCAUUCUCUUCACUCCCAAAGCAUUUGGAAAACAAAGAACUACAUCUUGUAUUACUAUAUCAUGUUAAUAUCGCGCAAGGAAAACUUAAUGACCGAUCCAAACAUGUUGUUUUCAAAAAUAAUUAUGCUGUUUUAUCUGGUGAUGCAGCACAAACCGUUGUUCGAGUGCUUGAAGAUUUUGCAUACACAGCAGCUGAGUUUGGUGCCUGGUAAAAUGACCGAGCCCUUAACUUGUAUUAUAAGAGACUUGUAUAAUAGGCCUCGAUCAUUAAAACAGAUUUGUAGAGUGAGGAUACACAAUUGUCUGGAUCGACGUCCAGGACUCUACAUAAACAAGUUGAAUUUACCCAACCAACUGAAAGAUUACCUGUUAAACUUUGAUCCGUAAAAUAUGAUCUUUGUUCAGUAAAAGGGGAUGUUGGCAUUGUACUUUUGGAGAUACCGUGCUGGCAACUGUUACUUUUGGGUCGGCAUUUACAUGUGUGGAAGUAAAUCGCAUAGGGAUCUUAUUUGUCGGAGUGAGAGAGAUGUGUCGGAGUGAGAGAAAUGCAACCGACCGACGCGACGCGCGACGGUGUGCUGUUGCGGCGUUGCCGAUACGCCUUU
Sitophilus oryzae (rice weevil) is the source of this 2600-nucleotide messenger RNA. RefSeq names its product ankyrin-3. Bases 334 to 2382 code for a protein of 682 amino acids. The record is from RefSeq and is a predicted model, not a curated record. Gene Ontology annotation, molecular function: protein binding. The transcript is spliced from 10 exons. Gene Ontology annotation, biological process: intracellular signal transduction. NCBI's taxonomy places the organism in Eukaryota, Metazoa, Arthropoda, Insecta, Coleoptera, Curculionidae.